Hemicordylus capensis (graceful crag lizard) is the source of this 3972-nucleotide messenger RNA. It is a transcript of the gene TSC22D2, whose product is annotated as TSC22 domain family member 2. Gene Ontology annotation, biological process: regulation of transcription by RNA polymerase II. The record is from RefSeq and is a predicted model, not a curated record. NCBI's taxonomy places the organism in Eukaryota, Metazoa, Chordata, Lepidosauria, Squamata, Cordylidae. The coding region runs from base 340 to 2667 and encodes 775 amino acids. The transcript has 4 exons.
CGCCCGCCGAGAGGCCCGUAGCCUCUGCUAAGGGGGAGGAAGAGGAGGAGCAGCCCGGCCGCCGCCCCCCUUCUCUAGUCCCCCCUCGCCAACCCCAGGCCUGGUGGCUGCGUGGUGAGCUCGGAGCAGGAGGAAUGUGCGAGGCCGCCGGCGUCUGCGUUGCCGACCGAAGAACGUGAUCCUCCCCUGCGCCAGGCCCAGCUCGUGUGGCCGCCCGGCUCGGGCUCUUUCCUUCGCCGCCUUCCGCUCGGUGUGUUGCCGGCUCCCGCGAGGGCAGGUGGGCGGAACCCCGGACGGCUCUUCUCCUGCCCGCCUCCUGCUUCCCCCGGGGAAGACACCAUGUCCAAGAUGCCGGCCAAGAAGAAGAGCUGCUUCCAGAUCACCAGCGUGACGACGGCCCAGGUGGCCAGCAGCAUCACCGAGGACACCGAGAGCCUGGACGACCCGGAUGAAUCCCGCACCGAGGACGUUUCCUCUGAGAUCUUCGACGUGUCCCGCGCCACUGACUACGGACCCGAAGAUGUCUGCGAGCGCAGCUCCUCCGAGGAGACUCUCAACAACGUGGGCGAUGCCGAGACUCCCGGGACCGUCUCUCCCAACCUGCUUCUGGAUGGGCAGGUCGCCGCCGCCGCCGUCGCAGCCUCCGGUGGCAUGCAGCCGCCGCCUUCUCCUGCUCUGCCUUCCUCCAACGGAGGAGCUGUUCCCAGGAGCACCGCGGUGCCCCCAGCGGCUGCCGCCGCCUCCGUGGCGGCAGGAGGCAGCAGUGCGCCAGCAGCUGCUGGUCCUGGAGUCACGCCGCUAACGGCUGCUGCCGCAUGCAGUUCCCGCUUCAGGGUGAUCAAGCUGGACCAUGGUACUGGAGAGCCCUAUAGACGGGGGCGAUGGACGUGUAUGGAAUACUAUGAUCGGGAUUCGGAUGGUGGGGCUGUUUUAGCCAGGACUGGGGAUUGCAUUAGACACAACAGUACUUUUGAACAGGCUGUUCAAGAUAGGGACAGUGGCCUAGGGGCUACUGGUGGCUCGUUGAUAGUCUCAGGUGUGGCAACUUCGGCGCAUGGUCCCGAGUCCCUGGCUGACAGUUCCCUUGCUGCUGUGUCACAGCUGCUCCAGCCAGAGAAAAUAAGCCAGCCCUCUCCUCAGCAGCAACCUAAUUUUGUCAUUGGGCAGCAGCCCAUAGGCGGAGCCGUGCCUCAUUGUAGUGCUCAACCGAUCUAUUCAGGAGUUACAGCAGCAAGCCAGCAAAUGAUGGCGCCUCAGCUGCAGACUCAGCCGCAGGUAAAUGCACAGGGCAUGGGACAGGCUGGACCCAAUGGGAAAGGCAUGCCGCCUUCGAAUGUAGCAAUAGCCCAGACGAGUUUGCCCAUGCCACAGCAGCAGGUUCAGCAAGCAAAUGUACCAGUGGCUCAGGCUCAGCAAUUUGCUUAUCCUCAGUCGCAGAUUCCACCAGUGCAUUUGGUGCCAGCCCAGACUCCUGGCCAACCAGAAUAUGUUCAUAUGACAGUAAUGCAGUCUCAAGGAACUACUCAACAAGCUGCUUCAGUCCCUGUUCCAAGCACUGGAGCACCCAGUCUUCCAGCAGCACAAGUAGCUGGUCAGAAUCCCUCCCCUAUAGGUGCACCAGUGAUGGGAGUAUCUUCACAAACUGGUGAAACAGUGGGACAGGGAUCUGGGCUGAUGCAGAGUGGCCUGACUCCAAUUCAGACUGUCAUUCCACAGCCAGGAGGUGUGGUGCAGCAAGGCAUUGGACAUACAGGGGUUGUGCAACAGAAAUCCAUGACUCAGCAGCAAAUGGGUGGAAGCAGUCAAGUGUCUGGUGCUCCUCACAGCGUGGUCUCUGGAGUUCAGAAUGUGCCUGCAGCUGUGCCCGGUACUAGUGUGCCUAGCGUGUCUACAACUUCUGUUACUAUGCCAAAUGCCCCUGUUACUUUAGUCCAAUCCCAGCUGACCAGCCAUACAUCUGUCAGUAGGAGUUCCAGUGUUGUCCAGCAGCAUGUUGGCCUUCCACUAAUGCAAGGCACAACCAAUGUACUUACAAACCUGCCACAAUCUAACAUUGGACAAUUUCAGACUCAACCUUUAGGACAGAUUGAUGAUACUAGAAGAAAAUCUGAACCCCUACCUCAACCACCACUUUCUCUUGUUGCUGAAAGUAAACUUCUUGUGAAGCCACCUAUUCCGGACACUUUGACAAACCCUCUUAACUUACCUGCAGCUACUCCUAUGAACAGUCUUGCUAGCUCUGUCUUUGGCAUAGCUAUUCCUGUUGAUGGUGAUGAAGACAGGAAUCCUUCAACUACUUUCUACCAAGUGUUCCAUUCGAACAAGUUAAAGGGAUCAAAGAACUUCUGGGAUAGUGCUUCUGGUGCGAGUGUUGUAGCUAUUGACAACAAAAUAGAACAGGCAAUGGAUUUGGUGAAAAGCCAUUUGAUGUAUGCAGUCAGAGAAGAAGUGGAAGUACUGAAGGAACAAAUAAAAGAAUUAGUAGAAAGAAACUCUUUACUUGAACGAGAAAAUGCACUGUUAAAAUCUCUCUCAAACAAUGAUCAGUUAUCGCAGCUCUCAACCCAACAGGCCAACCCCAGUAGCACUUCUCAACAGCAAGCAGUAAUAGCACAGCCUCCGCAGCCAACCCAACCUCCGCAGCAGCCGAAUGUCUCCUCAGCAUAAAGCUUUCUUGCCUCUUUAAGAAACUGAAAGCAAUCUGUCCUUGUGUGCCACUGGUGUUCUUUCCACUUUAUAUGAAAGCAAGUAGCCAUGCUUCAGUUGUGUGUUUUGGCCUUUUCAGUAUUAGACAAUCAUUCUACAAGAACUUUCCCUCACUAAAUUGUCAUACAGCACAGUUGGUGUCCAGUUAUGCCAUCAGUGCACAAGGGAAAUGGUAGAAGGAGUUAAAAUGCAAAAGUCUGCAUUUGUUUGGUGCGCAUGAGUGGGGUCUUUAAGAGCUUUGGUGAGGCUCUUUGAGGUUUCCAUUACUCAUGGAUUACUUUGAGCCUUGCUCUUUUUUCUCUCGCCACAUAGUAACAAUUCAUCUUUAGAGCCACUGUUCUUUCAAUUACAAAUAACAUUUGCCUAUAUUAGUUUCAUUUAUUUGUGUUUUAUUUAUUACAGGGCUGCUAUUCAUAAUGUACAUGAACAAUGUCACAGAACUUUUAAUUUUUUUUUUUUUAAAUAAAUGUAAGUAUCAGUAAAAAUUGAUAGGAUUGAGUUUAAUAGCUAAAAUGUUCAGGCAAUAAUUGAACAAAAGAAUCCUGGCAUAUUUCUAACACUAAUGGCAAUUUACCUUUUGGUAUUUAUUUUCAGUAGUUAAGACCCAGCUUGAAUGUAAAUUUUUGUAUAGUGUAAGUAUGAAGACCAUAGUGCAUCUGUACAGGUAGUCGCCAGUCAUUGUGAUAAAAUAAUUGAUGGGCUAUUUUGAUGAAGAAAACUUUGCUCAUUUCUGUUUCUACUUUCUAAUAGAGAAAUUGCCAUGAUUCCUCUGCUUUUUGACAUUUCGUAUGAUUUUUUUGGGGUGGGAAUAAAAAGCUGUGAAAUUGUUCAACCUACUUUGUAACCAAAGAAGCAAAGCUGUGUAAUUGAGUUUUUAUUUUAUAAUGCACAUUCUUUAUGUAUUUUUAUUUAGUGUUCUCAUUCACAUUUUUCUUUGCUGUCUAGCAUGAUCUGCAUGACCUAUAAUCUUUGAACCACUUUCGUACCUCAUGUUUUAUCCAGCACUCUUAUUGUGAUAUGUAAUAGUCUGUGAACAAUGUCAAAUAAAAAGAAAGAACAGCUAGUGUUGGUGGAGCUGAGCUGGUGUGUUAUGCACUAGUUUAAAAAUGAAGUGAGCCAUCUUUUGUUCAUUUAAAAUGGUGUUUUGAAUUUCGUAUGCAGAAAAUGUUUUGUUACAUUGCAGAUUUUAAUGUAUUUAAUAAAUGCAACAUGCAGAUUAAGUGCAGUGUAUACUGAGUAUUUAAAUUAAAAUGUACAUUUCAUAAA